Microtus oregoni (creeping vole) is the source of this 2148-nucleotide messenger RNA. It is a transcript of the gene Gins4, whose product is annotated as GINS complex subunit 4. Gene Ontology annotation, cellular component: GINS complex. The record is from RefSeq and is a predicted model, not a curated record. Bases 221 to 892 code for a protein of 223 amino acids. Gene Ontology annotation, biological process: double-strand break repair via break-induced replication; DNA-templated DNA replication. Lineage: Eukaryota; Metazoa; Chordata; Mammalia; Rodentia; Cricetidae. The transcript is spliced from 8 exons.
GUUUGGGCUAGAAGCGCGGGAUUUGCACCUCCGGAGGCUGGGUCCGGGUGAAGCGGUCCGCAGCAUCCUUUCCGCGGGAGCUCCAGCCCGGAGUCCGCCGCCGGUGGUGACUCCGCGCGCGGUUCCCCGCCAGCGUGUGGGCCGAAAGGGGAGGGAAGACGAAUUGCCGCUCCGUGUAGCCGCCUUAAGUGACUGCUGUGAGGUUCCUGGUUCAGAAACCAUGACCGAGGAGCUGGAUCUCCACGGACAGGACUCUGAUGGGGGUAGUGAGGAGGUGGUCCUAACUCCUGCUGAGCUCAUUGAAAGGCUGGAGCAGGCGUGGAUGAAUGAGAAGUUUGCGCCUGAGCUACUGGAAAGCAGGUCUGAAAUUGUCGAGUGUGUCAUGGAACAGUUAGAGCACAUGGAAGACAAUCUCAGAAGAGCCCAAAGAGGGGAUCUGAAGGUCAGCAUUCAUCGAAUGGAGAUGGAGAGGAUCCGCUAUGUCCUUAGCAGCUACUUGCGGUGUCGACUCACGAAGAUAGAGAAGUUUUUCCCGCACAUCCUAGAAAAGGAGAAAACGCGCACUCUGGGGGAGCCUUCCAUCCUUUCUCCAGAGGAGUUUGUCUUUGUCAAAGAGUAUAUGAAUCACACAGAGACCCAUCUUAGAAAUGUUGCCUUAAAGCACAUGCCUCCCAACCUGCAGAAAGUGGACCUCUUGAGGGCAGUUCCCAAACCAGACCUAGACUCAUACGUGUUUCUGAGAGUGAAGGAGCGACAAGAAAACAUCCUCGUAGAACCAGAAGCAGAUGAGCAGAGAGACUAUGUUAUUGACUUGGAGGAGGGCUCACAGCACUUGAUCCGGUACAAAACCAUUGCACCUCUUGUUGCUUCUGGAGCCGUUCAGUUAAUAUAAAACAACUAACAAGCCUGAGGAUGUGGAAUCAUGGACAAUAUUAGAAACCCCAUUUCCUUUUGUGUCUAAGAAUAAUGAAGCCAUGCAGUAGGCUUUUCUCAGCAACAUGCGGACUACUUGGCCAUGGAAAAAAGAUCAGUGCGGGUUUCCUUCAUCACCACAGCCUUCUCUAACUCCCUGCUGUUCUAGCCAGCACCAGCAGAUGGGGCCCUUGCUCUGUCUGGCUUCUCAGCAAAUAAAUGGACUGUCAGAUGUGUGCCUUUUUUUUCCUACUAUUUACUGAACUCAGGAAACGUCACGAAGAGGCUUCUCUGCCCUGCCAUGAUGCGGAGAUGAAUUGAGCAUAACUUGAUGGUAACAAGAGAAAUCCUUUAGCUUUCCUGGUAGAAGAUUAUAAGCAGCUACUUUUAUACAUCAUAUAAUAUGUGACCUAAUGUUUUAGAACCUUAAAUAUUGAACUUAACACAAAUUUCUGUCAUGCAUAACUGAUGAAAGUCACAGUUAAAUAAGCCACUGUUAAAUGUCAGACUUGUGGUAGAAGGAGUCUUUGGACGAUUCUUAGUUUAGUGUCUAAGGAAAUAGAUUCUCCCUGUGUCUCAGGCAGUUUUGCCUAUCAGGUCUUCAGGCCAUUGUGCUCCAGCCUCUGAACGAAACAUCAUCAUUAUGAACUGUCCUAAGCUGGGACCUCAGCAUAUCCAGGGAUAUGGGUAAAAUGGCAUAAUGUGAACAGCUUAACACCUGAAGGGAAGACGGACAGCUCAUGAGUUAGCACCUCGAGACUGAUGAAAAGCAGCCUUUCCUUUUUACUUAUUGUUACUUAUUUUGAGAUGGGGUAGUUCUGGUUCUCCUGGAACUCACUAUGUAGACCUGUCUGCCUCUGCCUCCCUGUUGCUGGAAUUAAAGAUGUGCACCGCCAUGCCCAGCCAGUCUCUUCGUGACAAUGCAGAUUUUCACUUACAUAGCAUGAUCAGAGAGUAAACCAGUGUAAUUUCUAUCACUGCCAAGAGAACCCCAGUAGGUCAAAACAAGGAAGGUUCUCUGUAAAUAAAAGUGUUUGAUGUUCUUCUAGUCGACUGCACUCUUCAGAGUAGCUUUGUCCUCUGCACUAAGUAAUGUAUAGUGAGCAGACCGCGUGCUGGGCACAGCUGCUGGAACACCAGGAUCACAAUCCUGAAUUAGAUAUUCCUUGUCCCUGCUCAGAAAGUGUGGUUAAGUCUCCUGCACAGAAUGCUCUCCAGAGCGGCAGACGUGUGGCU